ACGGCGUCAGCAGCAGCAGCAGCGGCAGCGACUAGCCGGAGCUUUCUGUGCUGUGCGGGGAGGAAUAGGUUGAAACGUGGCGCGGGGAGGAUAAAUAUUAACUAAAUCCGUGUUGUUCGGGGAGGUGGAGCAUGACCGCGGGUGCCCGGCUCGGCUGUGGCGUGGAGUAGUGUGCGGAGGGCUCGGUGCGGGAGACGGGCUGCUGGCUGUGUGCGAGGCUAGCGGACCGGCUAGCUGCAGCAGUAAGUUUGGGUAAAGAAGUGUAGAGGAGGCGGCGGAGGAGGAGGCGAAGGAGGCGGGGGAGAGAAGACGGCGGCGGCCGCGGCGGAGAAGCAACAACAACAGCAGCAGCAGCACCGACACGGACACACUUAUGCGACUGAAAUAAAGGUGAGCGAUGGAUACGCGAGAGUUGUCCGUGGUGGCUGGAAGCUUCAUCGGGUUCCAGCUGUUCUUCUCUGGCGUCAGCCCACUAGUUUCGUCUGCUUUUACUGAGGGCUACGGAAAACUUCCACCUCAUAAGCUCAAUGAGUGGAACUCCAGGCUGGUGUCCACUAUUCACGCACUGAUCGUGGGUCUUUUCUGCGUCUACAUCCUGUGGUUUGAUGAUGCUGUAAAUGAAGACCCUGUCUGGGGAGACCCCAAUCUGGUGAAGCUCAAUGUUGCCAUAACCUGUGGCUACCUACUGUAUGACCUGCUGCUGCUGGCUUGCAACUGGAGCACCAUGGGAGACAGCUUUUUCGUGUGUCACCACUUGGCGGCGCUGUAUGCAUAUGGAUAUGUGCUGACGCGUGGGGUGCUUCCAUAUUUUGCAAACUUCCGUCUCAUUUCAGAAUUAUCAACGCCGUUUGUGAACCAAAGGUGGUUUUUCGAUGUGUUGGCCUACCCUCGAUCUCACCGGCUGGUGGUGGCUAACGGUGUGGCCAUGGCCGUGGCUUUCUUCCUGGUACGGAUCGCCGUGAUGCCUCCCUACUGGGCGAAGGUCUUCGGCACGUUCGGUACGCCGGCCUUUGAGAGGCUGGGGCUGGGGGCUCAGGUGGCUUGGAUAGUUUCCUGCGUGGCGCUGGACAUCCUCAAUGUGGUGUGGAUGUACAAGAUCGCUCGCGGCUGCUACAAAGUCAUCACCGGCAAAUCGUCGGGAGGCAAGAAGAAAGACGGCAAGGUGCAGCAGCAGCAGCCCAACCACGUGAACAACCACACGGACUGACGAGGCAGACGAGGAGAAGACGGAGGGGGAUAGAGGUUCGAACGGAGAGCCAGUGGUGUUACGGACAGCGAGCAGCGAGAGUUUUAGAGAAGAAACGAAGCGUAAUGUAAAGCGUAGUAGAAAGUCUCCCCUGCUGGACUGGGAAGCGGUUGGUUGGUGGUUGUUAAAAACUGCUGCUUGUUGGCAGUCGUGCUCUGAGAGUCAGUCGUCUUCUGAGAUUUCAAACUGAACUGAACUUGAACUACCUUGAGUCUACGAAUCGAAGCAGUCAGUGUUCAAAGUCCUUCAAAGUUCUGCAUUGCUCUGAUCAGCUGCAUGGGAUGGAUGGUGAGCAUCUUACGUCCACGACUCAACGCCAACUCACGUCUACGAAAGCAUGAAAGCAAAAGCGUACAGCGUAUAUUAUGGAGACCCUGCAGCUUCAAGCCUCAGCCAAAAGCGCAAACGUCCACUCAAGUGCCUCAGAAAUACAUGGACAAGCAAUAGAACAGGUGCACGUUAUACAUAUAUCCGUAUAUAUAUAAAUAUAUAUGUAUAUGUGUAUGUAUAAAUAUGAACAACCUGGCCAUUAGAUCUUUUGGAAAUGAAGUUCUCACAGCUCUCCGGUGGUGGAGCUUUUGUUCUCGUUAGUGAUGAUUCGGCAAGACGUGCCACCUUCUGUCCGAGACUGCUUUCAAGAGGUCUUCCUCUCUGUUUCCUGUAAACUACGAACACACACACCACUGUGCCUCUCGCCCACAGGUUUUGGAGCACUUCUCUUCAGGCCUCACUUUAGCAGUGUUUUGGAUGGAGCAUGCUGGAUUUUUUUUUUUUUCUUCUUAAAGCGUCCCUACAACCUUGUGUUUCCAGAGCACCUCCUCCUGUUCGCAUCUCUUAAUCGCUUCUCCACCUCCACUCGAAAAAAAUAAAAAUAAAAAAUCGCGAAUGGCUUACGUCUUAAAACCUGACUCACAAACCCAGUUCACGGCGCUGGUCUGAUCUUCAUCCGUCGCUUACAGAAGAAAAAACUAAUAAAAAUCUCAUCUCUACCUCUCCUCCCUCUUGCUGAGGCUUUCAACAAUCAGCGUGACGGCCUCUUCAGUUCCAGGUACUGAAACAGACCCAGCGGGACAGGAUCUGAGCACCGUCCGAGUCUGUGAGCGUUGGAAAUUGAAAGUGAAAAAAAAAGUGAAAGUAUUACAGCUCAAGCCUCCAUGUGAAUCUACUGUGUCUACUGUCUUCACGCACCGCAGGCGCUCUCUCUCUCUCUCUCUCUCUCUCUCUCUCUCUCAUCAUUCUCCGUGUCUUCAAAUUCUUCACUUUAGCAUUUAGCGGGGUUGUGGUGUAAAGCUGUGAAUGAGAAGCAUCCUGCAGGUGCCUUCUCCAAUGCUACCAGGUGCUGCUCAUUUCACCGUGGAUAUAACGGAUAUAACAGCCUCCAACAGGUGGCAGCAUUGUGCUGGUUUCACCUGUGUGGAUCUGUUAAUCCAAGAUUGUGGUCUUUAAUCGGAGUGGAAGUGAGACGAGGGAGACAGAAGCUUGGUUUAGGUUAGUGUUUUUAGGACAUUAUUUUAGAUCAGAUCACCCCAAUGAAGUUGAUUAGUCAGAGUGGUGGAUCUCCCAAAUGUGGUGAAUCAGAUCAGAAUCAGGUUAACCCAAAUGUUGCUAAACAAAUCAACAAAUUGUGGCAGAUUGGGCAAUCCCAUUUUAGUUAAUCUUAUUAGCCCAUUGUGGCAGAUUGGAUAAACCCAUUGCGGUAGAUUGGAUCAACUCAUUGUGAUAAAUCAGAUUGACCAAUUGUGGCAAAUUGGGUCAUCACAUUGUGGUAGUACUUCUGAUUAUUCCAUUGUGGUGGAUCGGAUCAGCCCAUUGUGGCAGAUUGGAUUGGCUCCUUGUGGUGGAUCAGAUUAGCCCAUUUUUGUAGACCAGAUUAGCCCAUUGCAGUGGAUUGGAUCAGCCCAUUGUGGUGGAUUGGAUUAACCCAUUAAGGUGGAUUUGAUCAGCCCAUUAUAGUAGAUCAGAUUAGCUCAUUGUGGCAGAUCAGAUCAGGUCUUUGUGGUAGAUUGGAUCAGCCCAUUGUGGGAGAUCGAAUCUGCUGAUGGAGGCAGAUUGGGUCAGCCCAUUGUGGCAGAUCAGAUCAGCCAUUUGUUAAAGGUUCGAUCGAGUAUAUCAGAUUUGUCUAUUAUGGUGCAUUAGCCAAUUAUGGCAGAUCAGGUCAGCCCAUUGUAGUAUAUCAGAUUUGUCUAUUAUGGUGCAUUAGCCAAUCAUGGCAGAUCAGAUCAGCCCAUUGUAGUAGAUCAGAUUUGUCUAUUAUGGUGCAUUAGCCCAUUGUGGCAGAUCAGAUUAGCCCAUUGUGAUGGAUAGGAUCAAAAAAUUGUAGUACAUCGGAUUAGCCCAUUGUGGUGGAUUGGAUCAACCCAUUGUAGCUUAUCGAAUCAGCCCAUUUUGGUGGAUCAGAUUAGUAUAUUGUGGUGGAUCAGCCCAUUGUUAAAGAUUGAACCAGCACAUUGUGGUAGAUCAGAUUAGCCAAUUAUGGCACAUUUGGUCAUGAAUGAAUCGGACCAGGCCAUUGUAGUAGAUCAGAUUUGUCUAUUGUGGUGAAUCAGCCUAUUGAAGCUAAUUGGAUUAACCCAUUGUGGCUGAUCAGAUCUACCCAGAAAGGCAUAUUAACAGCAGUUGUUCUGGAUUGGCCCAUUGUGGUGGAUUGACUAGUUUCUAUCACAUCCAAAAGGUGCUGAUUGAUUCCUAGUUUAGCAACAAAACAAAACUAGCUUACUUUAACCCACUACUCCUGAGAUUCUACAAAAAAAAAUCCUCUGAAAGCUUCUGUCUCCCUCUGCUCUUCUUCUUCCACACCGUGCUCCUCCAACACCCGCAACACUUAUUUUAUUUAAUUUUUUUGUCGUUCUUGUUUUCAUAAGAUCACUGAGGUGGCCUCAGAAUGUGUCAUUGUUUUAAAUGUAAGGAACAGAACUUUAGUUUGGGAUAAACAGCUAUGAUUGGUCCUCCGCGGUGCUUCUGUCUCACCAGCCGGCCGGCGCAUCCGAACGGCACGUCGCUCACGGAACUUGAGCCUGGAGUGCACAAACGCAGGCUGCGUCUGUCCUUUAAUCCGAAUGUAUUGUGUACGGAAGCACAGAUAAUCGGUAGUAUUUCCGUGUGUAUAUGCUGAUACCCUCAUUUUAGCGUAUGUUGUUACACUUAAGCAUGAACAACACCGGCUGUGACUCAUAAAACUCUACACCUUCAGCAGCUUGGCUGUGAAAUUGUUGCUGUGUUUGCAGGUUGCAUGAUGUUUAAAUACUAAUGGUACUAAAGGCAAACUGCACACAUCCUCAAAAAUAUAACCCCUUCCUGUCCCCCUCUACCAAAGUAUAUAUAUAUGUAUGAUAUAUAAUAUAUAUAUAUAUAUGAUUCAUUUGGCUUCAAAUAUUGAUCCCUAUGUUAAUAAUUAUUUUAAAAACUUUAAGAAUCUGCGAUGAUUAUGAUUCGCAGGUACUUUAACACACUAACACGUCCCUACUACUGUUCAGCCUGUCGGACUGAAUCUGGGCAAGACUCUGGAUUUGUUGCUGGACCCGAGCCAAAUGUGGCACUUUUUGCCAUUCCUGUGAAUUUGGUACAGAGAAUUACACACAAUUGAGUGCCUGCACUCAACUCAUUAUGUAACGAAUAUACAAUAUGUGGCAUUACAAUAUUGAACUGAUUUUCUUUCACCUACUCGUAAAAAAGGUUGCUCUUUCUCUCUCUCUCUCUCUCUCUCUCUCUCUCUCUCUAUCUCUCUCUUUUAUUUUUUCAAUUUUUUUUUCCUGCCAAGUCGGCCUAUAAGCAUUAAGAGUCGACCCACAUUGGAGCCAGUAUUUUUGUCUCAGAAACCAGGUAGAGCUCCUGAAAAAAACUGAAUGUUUGUUAUUCUUGCCUUUUCCUUUUUUUUAUUGUUUUUUGUUUUAAUAGUAUUUAUGUCCAAAACGUAUAGUGUGUGGUUACACAGCAAAAACAUACAGCUCUGGAAAAAUCUAAAACAUCUGGAAUAUAAUCAAGAGGAAGAUGGAUGAUCACAAGUCAUCAAACCACCAAACUGCUUGCCUCAGGAGUAAAGGAAUAAAGUUAUAAAACGCAGUGUGUAAGACUGGUGGAGGAGAACAUGAUGCCAAGAUGCAUGAAAAAAACUGUGAUUAAAAAAACAGGAUUAUUCCACCAAAUAUUGAUUUCUGAACUCUUAAAUCUUUAUAAAUAUUGAACUCUUUCUUUGCAUUAUUUGAGGUCUGAAAGCUCUACAUCUCCUUUGGUUAUUUCAGCCAUUUCUCAUUUUCUGUAAAUAAAUGCUCUAAAUGAGAAUAUUUUUAUUUGGAAUUUGGGAGAAAUGUUGUCUGUAGUUUAUAGAAUAAAACAACAAUGUUCAUUUUACUCAAACAUAAACCUAUAAAUAGCCAAAUCAGAGAAACUGAUUCAGAAACUGAAGUGCUCUCUUAUUUUUUUUUCAGAGCUGUAUAUCUUAGCAAGUGAAAUCCUUUUAAAUGUAGUCUAAAUAUCUAAGCAUUUUCAUUUUAAGAUUAUUAAAAUAAUAUUAUAUGAGUUAUUCGCUUAUUCCUAACUUCCUUGUACUUGAUCUACUAAUCUACUAAAAGUGUCUUAUUGUAUUGGGUGAUACUUUUGCUUAAAUCAGCAAAUAACUAACAAUUUUGUGUUUUUCAUCAAGAAAUAAUGUUUAAAACAAGCAGAAAUAUGUGCCAAAGGUAUAUAUACCAUAUUUUUCGCAUUAUAAGGCACACUGGAUUAUAAGGAGAAUUAUUUUUAAACUAAAAUGAGCGCUGCAUUUAAACCUACACAGAUUUCUCUCAUGAAAACUUUUGUUUAUCCACAGUAAGCUUAGAUUUCCAGAUUUCCACUAAGGUUAGCCAGACAGCGCUACACAGUAAGCCAGGGAGAUAUUAGCUAGCGGUUUGUCCCAAGUAGCUUGUUUUAACACAAUAUACGGGAAGGCUACAGUCCAAUACACUCACUUCUGAACAGCGAAAGCGCUAACUAGCGCUUAGCUGGGUUAGCGGGUAAUGCUAAUGCUGCUCCAGCAGUGCUAGCCCAGGUUAACAGCAAGCUACAGUCCGAUAUACUCCCCUCUGAAUGACUAAAGAGCUAACUAGUGCUGUUAGCUGGUAAUGCUAAUGCUGCUCCAGCAGUGUUAGCCUGGGUUAGCAGCAGGCUACAGUCUAAUAAUACUCACCUCCGAACGGCCAAAGAGCUAGCACUUAGCACUGUUAGCAGCUAAUGCUAAUACUGCUGGAGAACUAAACUAUGAGGCUGUAUCUCAGUGUGUGUGAGUGGCUUUACUGCUUCUUACAAACUGACUGGUAAAAUUCAUACAUAAUGUGCACUGGAUUAUAAGGCGUACUGAUGAUUUUUAGGAAAAAAUUAAAAAUAAAUUAAAUUUUAUGUGUGCCUUAUAGUGCGAAAAAUACGGUACACCUCGAGUAGACUAAGUGACUUUAAAAAAAAAGGAAAAAUAAGUUAGAAGUACGUUGAAUGUUCUUAUAAAAAGUCUGACAUGAGUGCAAAAAAUACAAAAUGCAGAUAUUUGAACUAGAUUUAAAAGGAUUGUAUUUUUGGUAAAAUUUCAGUUUUUGCAGUGUAGAAAUGAAGGCAGUCUGGAUAGUGCUGCAUUCCAUUUACCUCAGAAGUCAGGAGUCGGAUGUUGGAGUUUGGAGCUUUGCGUCAAAGCUGAGUUGAGGCUGUUUCAAUUAAACAUUUGAGAUCAAUUUAAACACUAUCAAUUCCACUUUAGGAAAAACAUUAAUCUAAAGACUAAAGAAUGUAGAAGUGCUGUAGGGUUCGUGCUGCAGAUAAAACUACUAAACUAAAACUAGCUUCUUUUAACAGUGUAUUAUUUGCUUCUACAGCUUUGUUCCAGUAAUUUAACCAAUCAUAUGCUUAAAUUAAUGUUUUACGUUCCAUAUAACUAGUUUUGAUCUGAUUUCUAGAACAAAAUGUUGAUAAUAGGAUGGAAAUUGUUACAGUUCAUUUUUUUUAUCCUUAAGAAAUAUGAAGCAAAUAUAAAAGAGCUGCUCACUGAAUUGAUCUGAAUCAAUUUUAAAAUUGGUAUCAGUACUCACAUUUUUAGCUUUUUUAGCCUUGAUCUCCAUUCACUCCCAUUCUUUUAGGACUAACUGGCAGACUCCCUCUAGUGUUUCCCAGUCAUUUACUGAUAUAACAGGAGAAAUAGAAAUUGGAGAGGCUCUGGUAAUACAGCUUUUUUUUACUACUGUUACCAACUGUUAAUGUGCUUGGCGGCCAUCUUGAAUUUUUGACUCAGGUUUGGCAAGGCUCUUCCAAUUCUUCCAACUCUUUCCGACUGAGAAAUCUGACUAUUUUUGGGAUUCCAGUUAAAAAUUUCCUUCUAAAUCCCACAUUAAAUCCUUUUUGAGUUGAGUUUGUAAUGGAAUGCAGCAUAUGCAGCAUUAUGAAUGGCUCGGAGGUUGACUGGUGGGGCAUUGUGGGAAAUGUAGUUUUUUUUUUUAAAGUUAUUAAGCCUUACGUCUGUCCACAUCUGCCGCUAACCAAAUAUUCUCUCACAGGCCUUCGGAUUUUUUAAAAGCUGUGAAAAGAAAAGUGUAUUUUUUUUUGUCUGAGGGAAGGAUCUGAGAUGUGAGGGGAAUGAAACUGGAUUGUGAAUGUGUAAUUACAAUGUAAUUAAGUCACGUGAUGCUGGAUGAAGCUGUGAGUGAGAUUUGAGUGAGUUUUUAUGGAGGUUUGGCUUGUGGUUCCUGUGAAUGGAGGGUGUGAAGGAGGAGGUUAGCACAUAUACAGCGCACGACGUCCAAACAGCAUGUCCUUUUCGUUGCCUUUUUCGUUCAUUUUUUUUCCUUUUUUUUUUUUCAGCGGAUCUGUGGUUUUGACUUGCAGGGUUUCACCACUUUGACUGGAAUCACAGUGAACGACCGCUAAAGAUACUGUAACUUUCUGUACACUUCUAGACAAUGCAUCAGUGACACAAAACGAAACACGUCCUAGUAUUUUGGAUUGUAGUAUUGUAAAAAAAAAAAUGAUUGUUUGUUAUUUGCACAGGCAUGCUGUUCUGUUUGGUUUAUGGGUUUGGGAGGGGACAGGGUGGGCUGGGGAGGGGUCUGGUUAUGUAGUAUGAUAACACGUGGGCUUAUACAGGUAUGAGCAUAUGAUAUACGUUCUCUGACUAUCAACACAGAGCAAAGCUAGUGGUUCGUUAGCAUUGCGCUAACACACCCACCAGAGCCAUCUCAGCUCAGUUCCUCAGCUCAGAUUCAUGGCAAAGAAUGCCAGAAAAUGCAACGAUUAGCCCACACAUCCGUAGCUGUGUUGUUAAGCAGCUGCAGGGCUAGCGUUAUCAUUAGCAUUAGGAUUAUCUGUUGACCACACACACACACACAGACACAUACAUAUAGAGAAUGUCUUCAAAAUAGCUACCUAUCCUUUGUUUACUCUUAAUAUUAGGAAGCAAAAUGAAACGUUGAUGAAAUGCUGUUGUACUGCAUGCAUAGAUAAAAAAAAAAAACAUACUAAUAUACAGUGAAUCAGUAAUCAGUAAAUGAUGGACUCGUCUCGUUGAUUUUUGACUCGUGCAAUCUCUCGGCCAGUCCCGGUAUCGUAUAUAAUCAGAUGGUGUAAGAAAUAUGAAAUGGUAGGAGAGAGUUACUUAAUAUAUAUAUAAAUACAGGCCAAGUGUCAGGAGAAAAACACGAGUAACGCCAGCAAUAAUCAAAAGGAGAAACGAAUAAGUGUUAAUAAGAAUUAAACAAGGGUAAAAAGGUACCGAAUGAUUAAUACUGUAUAACGCCAAUCGUAUUGUAGCUCGUUUUUUUCCUUUCCAGUAACUAUCUUUCUUUUUAUUUUGUCUUUUUAAUGCAGUACCAUGUAUAUUUCCCAUUUGAUUUUAGUGUGAAAGUGUAUGCUACAGUGGGCAUGGCGAGCCCCUGCCUCAGCAAUCAUAUAGCAUGGCCACGACAUGUCCUAGCAGCAGUCGAGUCUUACUUGAAAGUGUUGCUCUUCAAUAAAUUUGAGGGCUUGGAAAAUUC
Molecule: messenger RNA, 9228 nt
Organism: Astyanax mexicanus (Mexican tetra)
Lineage: Eukaryota; Metazoa; Chordata; Actinopteri; Characiformes; Acestrorhamphidae
Gene: tlcd4b
Product: TLC domain containing 4b
Exons: 7
Coding region: 398-1207 (269 amino acids)
Biological process (GO): lipid homeostasis
Cellular component (GO): endoplasmic reticulum; membrane
Source: RefSeq, a predicted model, not a curated record